Messenger RNA from Camellia sinensis, 404 nucleotides. NCBI's taxonomy places the organism in Eukaryota, Viridiplantae, Streptophyta, Magnoliopsida, Ericales, Theaceae. The record is from RefSeq and is a predicted model, not a curated record.
AUUAUUAAGCAGAGAUCAAACAGACAAGAAUUCACCAAAUUACCACAAAAAAAAAAAAAAAAUUUGAAGAGAAAAUGGGAAAGCAGUUUAUAGCAGUGUUUGUGAUGUGCAUGGUUGUUGUUGCAGCCAUGCAGGUACGUGAGGCCGACGCAGCUAUGGGAGAUGUUUACAAGGAAUGCUAUGCGCAAUGUACCAAAGACUGCAACGCCGAAAAUGGCUACACCUUCUGCGAAAUGAAGUGUGAUGCCCAGUGCGGUACUAAAGAGGUUACCGAAGCUGCAUCCCAAAUGGGAAAAUUUGUGAAGGAUGUUGCUGGGCAGAAUGAUUAAAGGACCCAGGAAGUCUCAUAUAAAGUUAUGGAUGGUUCCACAUAUUUCUUUCCACUGCAAAAAAAAAAAAAAAAA